CAAAUAUUCAAACUUCAACAUUACGUUCCAUUACGUUACAUAUUUAUAACUGAUAAUCUAGAACCAAGUUCAAGUUAGUCCCCUUCCCAGUGAAUUCAUUCUCGUGUUUCUACAAUUCCAAGAUCAGCUACGAUAUAAGGUAUUGUGCAUAAUGGUUGGACGAAAACGCGCUAGACGUUCAUGCUCAUACUGCAAAGCCAGAAAUCACAACGUGAGAACAUGUGGCGUUAAAGCAUUGGCUGAAAAGACUGGUGAAAGGAAAUUACUUCAAUGGUUGGCAACUUCCAAUGAUGGCAAUCCUACUGAAGCUACUUACGAUAACGUGGAGGAAACUGAAACUUUUACGGAGAAUAACUCAACACGACAAGUAGGGACUCGUCAUCCGGUUUUCGGAGAUACAGUUCGGGAUUUGUUACCGACAACCGCUCCUUCGCCCUGCAUUGACGGACUUCGCGAUGGGUCUUUUCAAAAUUCAGGUGGUAUGGUAUGGCUUCAACAGGUCUGUCAUUUAAAUAACUUUCAUUUAUUGAACAAUAGUGGAGGUGGCGACUGCGCCUAUAUUUCAAUUCUUGAUGGUAUGGGAUCCUUGGGCUUACCCAAUAAACCGUAUGAUGUCGUGCAAUUUAGGUCAAUCGUAGCAGAUGAACUAGGCAGUCGUCCACAUAUCUAUAGAGAUUUAUUAGAAACCGAUGCUGAUGAUCGCAAUUCGGAAUUUAAUACCUUUGUUUUCUUAACACGAAGUAGUCGUGAAUGGGCCCAGACAUGUUGUUUUUAUGCAAUAGCGGCCUUAUUUCCCAUAACAAUUCGUUUAUGGGACGAUAGGACGAAACAUUUUGGUUCGUUUGGCACUUUCUCUCAAGUGGUUAAUAUUGGUUAUUUAUCCAAUGAACUACAUUACGUAGCUCUUCUACCGUCCUUAAUAUCGGCUGCCAAUGCACGCGCUUAUAAUAUAACAAGUUGUUUUUUAGGGAGGGAACAGACAGCCAAAAAAAGAAAAAUCAGUUCAAGUUCAUUCUCAUUAGACCGAGACGAAAGCAUUGAAGCACCGCCAAAACCACAAGCUGCCUCCGAUUUCUUACCAAAUUUUACUUCACACAUUACUUCUACCAAUCGCAUACAUCAGCGGGCGGAGCGGCCAGAUAAACCGGAAUAUCCUUCGAAUCUACGAGGAAAUGUACAGGACAACAGAAAAUGUGCCAAUUGCUACAGAAACGAUACAGCUAAGUAUAAUAUUAAUUUAGGUAUCAGAUCACAGGUAUCAGGUAAAAAAUAUGGAACUAUCAAACCGAAAUCAACCGUACUACACGUACUACUCUGCGAUCUCUGUUAUAAGUACUUGACUUCAACUUUUAAGUCCACUCGUAAUUCUUGGUUUUGUUCUUGGCCAAGUGUUCUUUGGUCAAUAUUGUCAUUUACCGGCCCUGAUCGUUCCAUUUCUCAUAAAGUUUGGUCAGUCUUGCCAAAUACAAUUAGGGAUAUGUGGCGUGGAGUGGAAUUAAAUAGCACAUCAUGUAGAUUUUUAGAUCGUACUCACGAUAUUGAUAAAUUUAACUCUUUUGUGGGAACUCAUGACAUAGGAUAUAUUAAAGAGGCUUUCAAUACAUAUCCAGUUGCCGACGUCAUAUGUCCUUUAGGUUGCUGGGAAUUUUUAGAAGAUUGCGACUACAUUCCAUUCUUGCAUUAUUUGACAGAUAUUACAGAUCUCAAGUUAUCAGGAGCUGAUCCCGACACAUUCAGAGGAGCACGUCCUGAUUGGCCGCCGUUGCCAACAAGAUAUUUAGAAAGUUACAUUUGCGCAGCUGGAAUAUGUGUAUCAGAUGAACACGGAAUAUGUAUUCUAUGGUGCAAGGACAGACACGAUUCUCUCAAACGUCCAACAAUUCAUCCACCAACAAAUCCCGUUCUUCGACCAAAUGCUGAACAAGGAUGCGAAUUUUUAGCCCCAUGCACUCUUAUUCCUCAUAUAAAACGUUUGGGAAAAAUAAAGAAAUGGAAUUCAUCUGGACACGUAAUAGACGUACGGGGUGGACAUUUCGGGAUGUCAUCGUGCUCACUAAAUCCAAAUCCGUCUAAAAUGAACAUUUCACAAGACCAUCACAAAGUUAAUUCUCUCAUAGUGGGUCAACGUCACGAUAUCAGAAAAAGACUUUUUGAAGACCAAAACAAACGCCGAGAUGCUGAAUCGUACCUAUUUACAUACAAUGUACAUCGUCGCGAAAAGUCGGGUUUAUAUGACGAAGAUAUCAUUACGAAACAUUUAUCUUCGGGAACGAAAUGCGUAACUCGCGUUACAGACGAUUUCAGCAAUCCACUUUCUUCCGAAUUGCAAGAUGCAGAACUGCUGUUGAUUGCCAAGCCACCUGCUUCACGAAAUCGGCAUAGCUCACCUCCACAUCAGUUCAUGGACAGGCAUCUUCUCAUGCUGUUGUCUUCCAAACAUGGGAACGCUUUUAGGUGGGACCAGUCAAUGGGUUGGUGGCUGGUCGAUGAUACAAAGAUGUGCAAGUGUCAUGUUAUCCCACAUUUACCUUCGUGGCAACUAGCUAUAUACGGUGUGACUUCGAAUGCGGUCGACGAGGAACAUCUUUCAAGAUCGUUAGACGGGCAGAGACAUUUUAAGUGUGGCAAUACAUCCCAUCAUGCCUUUCUAAUGAAGGAAUCUCGUAACACUUGUAAACAAUGCUUUAAAAGAACUUGUUCCAAUAAAGCUGUUUGGGGCUGUCACUGGAGCCACUUAGGCACACAGUGCAAUGUCGGAAUAUGUAGGACUCAUUUCAUGUCAGAAAUGCGUAACGGUGAGGUUGUUGAAAUACAGGCUGAAUGUGAGUAUAAUCGAACUCCUAGUGCGGUAAGUAUGAACGAAGGUAAUGAUACUUAUUAUGGCAAUACUGACAAUCAUUCCGUAGAUAAUGAGGAUUUAAGCACUGACGAAGAAUAUAAUAAUAGUCUAACUACAUUACAUCAUUCUAACAUGGACUUCAUUAAUGAUGAGUCACUGUCUGAUCCAUUACAUACUCUCUCAACAAAUCUACCUUCAUUUACUGAAAAGAGCGCUAUCUUUCCCUUACAUUUUCUGUUAAAUGAUACUUUCCAAGUUUUAAAAAGAUGCGUUCGCCGAAGGAAAAAUGCACGAUCUCAUAACAUACUUCAUCACUUUGCUGGGAACAGUGAUUCAACAAUCGUUUCCUUACUCUUCCCUGAGGCACAAAUUCUUCCGACAACUUUUUGGGGAAUGAAAAACAAUUCUCCAGUUGGCGCAAUGCAUCAGGCACAUUUAUGUAAUUCCAAACGUUCUUGUACUUGUAGAUCCUUGAGAUCUAAAGACGAUAUGAUUGGCAUUCGAAUUAGGGAUCAUAACUUGCCAACGAGUCAGCAACAUUCAAAUUUGCAUUUUUAUUUCGAUUUAAAACUCAACGACAAAUUGAACCAUAAUUCAUCAGCACUUGUUUUUAGACGGGGACUUGAGCACAUAGCCGAAAACAAGUCUCUACACUGUUUACUACAAGACAGUCCUUUACCUUACGACGAGUCCGACAGCAAUGUGAAAAUUCGUGAAUUGACAGCGCUCACUACAAAGUAUCCUUGGAAGUAUUGGAUGACAAUGACAUGCAACGAAUUAAGGACUCCUGGCAUCAUGAUGAUCAUCAAGAGCAUGAAAAAUAUAAGCGAGUAUCGUUCUGAUUAUCCUAGAAUUUAUAAUUCUAAUAUGAAUAUGAUUAAUAGAAUGUGGCUUCGUUUCGUAAACGUCUUUCUUAAGUAUCUUGUUAACAGCCCCGAUCAGCCGGCAGGGCCUAUUAAGCACAUGUUUGCUCGUUUGGAAUUUCAAUCUACAGGUUCACCUGGUAACAAAGCCCACGUCCACAUCGGUGCUGCUUUAUUCGACGAAUCUGAGGAAACAACGUUGAAUCGCAUUUCAUGUAAUCCCGAAACUGUGUUUAAUGACGAAAAAUUCGGGGUCACGCGUCAUCAACUUCUUCAAAAGGGAAUCGUUGAAAAUUCUUCUGACUUCGAUGACCUCAAAAAGUUAUAUCUUAAUCUUUCCACGCAUGACUGUUCUAGAGCCGGAGAACGCUGCAUGAAACGGAAAAAUGACAAAGGAGAGUUAGUAUGUAGAGUUCCUAGGCAUCCAACAAGUUUUCAGUACUUUUUUCAGGAGAAACGUGAUCUUUAUUGUCCCGACAUGAUGGAACGAAUGCAAAAAAUCGGAUUUGCCGACACCACCGAAUGCCAACAACCGGAUGGUUCAGUGUCCACCAGGUUGAUCAUGACGGAUCCGAGAUUACGAGGAGGCAGAUACCACUACCCAACUACGCGUCCGCCGACUUUUCUACCAACAAUACCUUUACUGCAGUGCGCAUUGGGAUCGAGUUUUAAUUGUACAGCUUGUGAUCGUCGAUUCGCAACAUCUUAUUUAAUAAAAUACCACGUAGGUAAAGAAAGCCACAGCGGCCGUAAGUAUAUGAAAGGACUCGAUAAAGGUAAUAUAAAAGUUCUUGAUGGUGAAUUAGAUAACGUUAAAAUUUCUGGGCAACAGAUACUUCAUAACAAAAUAAAUAAUAACGAUAACUUAAAAGGUUUAGCUGUUACUGAAAUAGGAUAUUAUGAAAUGAAUACUUUUAUUAACGACGCCAAUUACACAACCUCAACAGCUGAUUUCAUCCAUGUAAACACUAAUCCUCCAGAGUAUCGCGCUUGGCGAGUUAAACGUAAUAAAGCUGCCGGACAGCAUCGUACUUAUGGCAUGACAGGUGGUCGAUCAGCCUUUGUUGAUUUUAGAUUAGCUGAUAACUUUCCCCAUUGGCGACGCUUCACUGUUAAUCAACAGUUGCAUGCGCGAGAGUAUUUGGAUUCAGAUUUUAAUUAUUCCAAUACGGAAAAAUAUAAUAUUCGACCACCAGAACUGUUGUCUGUCAAUAAAUUAUUAAUAUAUCAUGAAAUAUUCAUCUAUACAGGUCAUCGACUAUCUGAAUCUAACUUUCAUUUAUCUUCAGACCCAAUGUCCGGCCCUUUCUACGACGCAUGUGGACAUGAAGUGAAAAUAAGAAUAUCCGGAAUACACAAAUUGCGAAACUUCUUAACGGAAAUAGAGCAGACUUCAGAAAAUGUCGACGAUCACCAUAUACCCAGCCGGAACUUUCUCAAAAAUCUUCUUAAACAACUUUUAUCGGAAAAAAGGCCCGACAGCCAACAUUUUUCCAAAAUUUUUGUUCACGACAAAACUGCCAGAGAAACCGUUGCUGUUAACUCGUAUAUAUAUCCCGAUAAGAAGAUCAACUUUCUUUACCAUCUAGCUAUCACUCUUGGUUGUUAUGACUCGGAAUUUGAUUUGUUUCGCGACACAAAUUCUUUCCGCGAAGUUUUUGUACGCGCUAGACUUCUCCCAAGAAAAGCAGAUUAUAACCAGCAAGAUGCAAAUUUCAUUUUUAAAAUAUAUAUGGAUGCUGAAGGUCUUCAUCUUCCGAUCACUCGAAAAAAAUUGGAACGAUUAACGAAAUUAGCCGACGAAAUUAUAACGGAAAUUGUCUGCGGUUCCGGUGAAAUAAUUUCAACAACACCUCCCAUUUCUGAGUUGGCGAUACGACUUGCUGCUGAUGAAGAAAUACAAACUAUAGAAAACGUUCGAAGAAGAACCUUAGUCGAAUCAAUACGCAACGCCUUAGUUUACGCCAGUGUAGCAAACCUUCCAACGACGGAAGAAGUUUUCAAUGCCAAUUUAGAACAACCACUUCAACAUUGGAUUACAGAUGUAUUGGGACCUACUUCUACGUCUUUGAUACCAAGAUCGGAUCAUCAGUCUAACGAAAGUUAUUUGGAACAGUUGGACAGUUUUAUGACUACAAUUAAUGCAUUGAGAGUCUACAUGAGCCCCGAACCGCAUAAAUCAGCCAAGAGAUUUCCUUGUAUAGUAGGACCACCAGGUGCAGGCAAAACGUUUUUGAUCCAGCUUGCUGCAUUCGUCGCAAUGUGCCUGGGUUUCCGAGUGACGCUGCUCUCUUUGACAUCCGAACGAGCACGAGCUCUGGGCGGGAUACAUAUUCAUCAAGCUUUUCCAAUACCAGUUACUAAUAAAUACAACAAAUCACCGGGCAGGACUUAUUCCCAAAUGAUGCUGGCUUUACGCAAAUAUGGAAAGAAAAUGGUUUUAUUACAAAGAACAGACAUUUUCAUCUUCGAAGAAAUUGGUCUAAUCUCAGCAGAAGUUUAUGCAAUGUUAGACAGGUGCAUGAAAGACAUCAUGUCUUCCGAUGAAUCGUUUGGACACAAGUUCGUAAUAGCCAAUGGCGAUCCUUGCCAACUCCCUCCACCGCAGGGCGCACCAUUUUGGACGUCCAUUCACUUCACGGCAUCCUUCAAUUCAAUAUCUCUGGAACAUUUCGUAAGAUCUGCGAGUGACGUACAUCUUCAGAAAAUAAUCACAUUGAUCCGACAAAGUUCUCUACAGGAAGAACAAAUUCAAUAUAUCGUCAGUAUUCUAGGUGUUUCAUGCAAUUUUGUGGAAAAAUGGGAUGAAGUUCCAGAAGAAGCAAUGCGAAUUGUGUCAACUCGUAGAGCUGAACAAAUGGCUAUUAGUGAAUUUUUAAAGAGUAAAUCAGAUGAUCCUAACGUUGAAUUGAAAAAGUUUGUUGCAAUCGAUGAAGUAUAUGACGGAGCUUCCUGGGGAUCAGCCACAACAAUGCAAAGUAAUCAAAUAACCAGACAAGUAUUAGAACCUAAAGAAAUUUUCCUGUUCAAGGGCUCUGUGCUAAGAUUGACAUAUAACAACAAUUUCGGAAAUACCAAGUUUUCACAAGGUCAGUUAUGCGUUGUUGAAAACUUUGAAGAGACAAAUGAUGUUAACACAGAAGUUGCCGUUCGCGUUAAACUAGUUCCACCAGGAGAACGCUGUUUAUCUAAUAUAGAUUCUAAUUGGAAAGAUUUUAUACUGAAGCCCAGGUAUACCGCGGAUGUUCUACUAAGCGGAAUGACACAUGCUAGACGAUUGCAGUUACCCAUUAGAUUUUAUAAGGCGAAUACCAUCCACCGGGUUAUGGGAGAAACGUGCCAACUAGUCGCCACGGAAAUAAAUAAUGAAGAGCAACAAAAGCGUCAUCUACGUCUCUGGGAGAAGUCGCAAGUGCUCGUUCUGUUAUCGAGAGUUCCUACUCUGUCUUGCCUAUUUUUUGUUGGUAAUCGCUCUACAACAUUGGGUACUCUGACUGAAAUAUUACACACAGAAGACUAUUGGACUACACACAUCAAUGAAAGACUCCUAUCGAAUGCAACUUGCCCAUCUACUUCCAUGAGCAAUUGCAACUACCCUUAUUCCUUCAGCGCAAGGGAAAUACCAGCUUUUAAAUCCGGUGUAGUAUAUCUUCUCGUUUCUCUACCUUUUCCAAAUGUAUCGUAUUUAGGACAGACCGGACGCAACAUCAAACGCCGAAUUGCAGAGCACAACGCAGGCAAUGGUACUACCUUUACUAGCCAAGCGCAUUACAUGCCAUGGGUUCCGCUUGCUAUAAUUUACGGAUUUUCUGACGAUAUUUCUGAACUCGAUGCGGAAAGGCAGCGGAGACACGUCGAAAGAACAAUACAUCUUCAUGUCCAAAGACAUUCUACGCCUGAAACCGUUUUGUCUGUUAUGAUGAACGUGGUGAAAGGAAAUAUUGACUUUGAAGACAGGAUGCAUUAUUAUGACAAUCUCGUUGUUGAAAGAUUGGGAAAACUUCGACUGAAUGACAAUAAUGGACUUGUAGCAACUGAAAACACUUAA
This is a messenger RNA of Styela clava, 7750 nucleotides long. NCBI's taxonomy places the organism in Eukaryota, Metazoa, Chordata, Ascidiacea, Stolidobranchia, Styelidae. The record is from RefSeq and is a predicted model, not a curated record.